AUGUCUUUCUACAUAAUACUGUUACAAUGUCUACUUAUUCUUCUCCUAACUUAUUUCUAUUUUAAACGACGUUAUUAUACAAAAUUGCAUGUCACAAUACCCGGUUAUGAACCCGAAUUUCUAAUCGGAAGUAUACGAAAGGUUGGUCUGUUGAAAGGUCUCUCGUUAUGGGAUGCGUUUCGUAACCAACAAGAAAAAUUUGGUGAUCUAUGCCAGAUGUGGUUAGGUGCAUGGUCUUACACAGUUUUUUGUCGUCCUGAAGAUGCUGAAUAUAUACUAUCGACAAAUCGUAAAAAUUACGAGAAUACACGAGCAACCGAAGAACAAUUUGAACUUCUGUUUCCCACAGCCGUUAUCAUACAACGUGGUUUAGAUCAUAAACGAAUUAGUCGAAUUAUAUUGCCACUGCUACGAAAGUAUCGUAUUGUUCCUUAUAUGAACAAUAUUAUUGAACAGACAGAUAAAAAUUUGAACGUAUGGAAAAAGAUAUACGGACGGAGUGAGUCUGAGAAAAUUAAUCGUAACAUCAUAAAGGAUUAUAGCAGUUUAGCUAUGGAAAUUAUUGGUAUCAUUGCAUUUGAUCAUAAUUUUAAGUUAAUUAAUAAACCGUUAGAAUCUGCAUCAGAAAAGAUUGAUCAGAAAAAGAUGACACUCGGUGUAGCUACAGCAAAUUUAACACAGGCAGUUACGGAUAUGGUCCUCACACCUUUACCAGGAUUUUUAAAACGUUUAAAAUCGACAUUAUUUUCAU
Molecule: messenger RNA, 751 nt
Organism: Didymodactylos carnosus
Lineage: Eukaryota; Metazoa; Rotifera; Eurotatoria; Philodinida; Philodinidae
Source: the annotation of a GenBank genome assembly